AUGAGCAUACAACUCUGCAAUAUGGACUCCAGCCAAGGUAAGCCCUUACAUAAUGAACUGACCAGCAACAUGGAGUCCGCAGAGUUGUACAAAAUGCUCACCUCCCUGGCUCUGCAAGUCUCCAGCCUGGGCCAUACCAUUUUGGAACUACAGCAAGAAGUUCAAUUACUUAAAGGGACAGUACGCCCAGCCCCCGAACCAGCAUAUCCUGAGCCAUUUGUUAUGAUGCCAGAGAGGUUUGCCGGUAGCCGUGCAUCCCUCUUGUGUUUUAAGAUGGAUUGUGAGCUGCUGUUUGCUCUUAAACCUAGGACCUAUGCCACGGACUAUGUUAAGGUUCGCGCUUCUAUCAACCUGCUAACAGGGCAAAUCAAAUCAUGGGCUCAUCAGCUGUUACAGGAAAAGAGUCCAGUCUUGGACAGCUGGGAAACCUUUGUUUGCUCUGGACGCUCACAUUCCUACUUCCAAGAAAACCAAUGCUCCCAAAUCUGA
This is a messenger RNA of Rana temporaria (common frog), 489 nucleotides long. RefSeq names its product protein LDOC1-like. The transcript has a single exon. Bases 1 to 489 code for a protein of 162 amino acids. The record is from RefSeq and is a predicted model, not a curated record. NCBI's taxonomy places the organism in Eukaryota, Metazoa, Chordata, Amphibia, Anura, Ranidae.